AUGCAAAUUGCUGCCUGCAUUCUGGGCUUUGCGGCUCUCGUCGCCGGUCACGGCUACGUUGACAAUGCUACUAUCGGUGGAACCUACUAUCAGCCAUAUUCAGAUCCCUACAUCAACCCUCUUCCCAAGAGAAUCUCUCGCCCUAUUCAGGGCAACGGCCCUGUCGAGAGCGUCACUUUGAUCGAUCUCCAAUGCGGAGGGUACACGGCAGGAGGCAUCUCUGGCUCGCAGCCCGCAGCCCUCCACGCCCCAGCUGCGGCGGGCUCGACCGUCACGCUUCGCUGGACCCUGUGGCCCGAUUCCCACGUCGGACCUGUGAUCACCUAUAUGGCGCGGUGUCCCGAUGCCGGAUGCAAUGACUGGCAGCCUGGGACCUCUGCUGUCUGGUUUAAGAUCCAGGAAGGUGGACGCACCGGAACCUCCAAUACAUGGGCAUCGAGCCCCCUCAUGGUUGCCGGCUCUAUUGCGCAAUACACCAUCCCGUCUUGUCUGAAGCCCGGUUACUACUUGGUCCGCCACGAGACCAUUGCUCUCCAUGCUGCCUCCUCCUAUCCAGGUGCACAAUUCUACCCCGGGUGCCAUCAGCUGCAAGUUACCGGCUCCGGAGCCAAGACGGCUACGUCUCUGGUAGCCUUUCCUGGCGCAUACAAGGCGACCGAUCCUGGGGUCACUUACAAUGCUUACAGACCGUCGACUUACACCAUACCUGGCCCUGCCGUUUUUACCUGCUAA
This is a messenger RNA of Colletotrichum graminicola M1.001, 732 nucleotides long. RefSeq names its product glycosyl hydrolase family 61. Lineage: Eukaryota; Fungi; Ascomycota; Sordariomycetes; Glomerellales; Glomerellaceae. The transcript has 6 exons. The record is from RefSeq and is a predicted model, not a curated record. Bases 1 to 732 code for a protein of 243 amino acids.